AUGGCAGACAAGGUGGUAGACAAAAUGGCGGGCGAGAGUGGUGCUGCUGACCAGUGUGAGGGACUGAGUGGGUCUAGUCACGACUCUAGUGAUGCUGGUGACGAGAAGCCCACCCAGAUGGACCUCCUCAUGUCCCAACUGGCGAGUAUGGCUCAGAAGCAGGAGGAAAGGCACGAGCAAACCGUGGCAACACAAGCUGCCCAAACUGAACGACUGAUGGAAGCCUUGCAAAGCAGCCUAGGUUCUCUGAGGGCUGAAACGCAGGCGUAUACUGAUCGCUCGUGUGAGGCAGUGAAACAGGAGGUAAAAAGUGAACUCCAAGCCUUGCGGGAAGAGGUGGUAGACCUGCGUGAGGGCGCGAGUGUUUGGCGGCAGGGCGCGUGGCCGCCACGUGGCGUCUUGGCGGGAGGUGUACAGCUGCCCGCAACCCCCGCCUGGCCUCCCGUGACUAGCCCAGGACCUGAAGGGAGUGUGGCCUCAGCCCCACCUGCUGUUGGGGGCCUUGGAUGGGGCCCUGUGGGGGAAGCAGGUCCUUGGGAAGCACCCGAGAUGGCCGUUGGGGGCUGGCCGCCCACCCGGGACAGGAGGGGAGGGCUUAGCCUGCCCCCUACACCGCCGGGCUCACCUCCCCGUGCCGCCUCCCCGCCCCCGAGCCCUAAGGCAGCCCGCUCGUCACCUCGUCACGUGAGACGCAAGCCAGCGGAGUACGAUGGUAAGGUCAGCUGGGAGUCUUACGUCGCCCAGUUCGAUAUGCUGGCCUUGGCCCAGGGCUGGGGGGAGGCAGAGAAGGCCCUGCAACUAGCGACAGCGCUGCGAGGCCCGGCGUUGGAAGUGCUGGGUCAUCUCCCUGCCAGCCAGCGCACCUCAUACGCAGCAGUGUCCGAAACUUUGCGGCGACGUUUCGGACACCGUCAUCAGGCGGAGGUAUACCGCGCCCAGCUUAAGAAGAGGACGCGAGAGAAGGACGAAACCCUUUCCCAGCUGGCGCAGGACGUAGAAGGGCUGGUGAGGAGGGCGUAUCCAAGCGCGGCCGAGGACAUGGUCAUUGUUCUGGCGCGCGACGCGUUCGUAGACGCCCUCCAGGACCACCAGCUCCAAAUCUAUGUGAAGCAGGCACACCCAGCUGACGUGCAGGUGGCGUUGGCACGGGCUAUGGAGUUUGAGGCCUUCCUACAGACGACGACCAGCCUCUCUUCUCUUGCCCAGCCUCGCGGUGAGGUACGGGGCCGGAAGGCGAAGGUGGAGCACAAGGCGGCGUCACGGGAGGCGAGCCCGUCCGAGUUCGCCGGCCGCUGUUGGGGCUGCAGCGGGAAACAGCAGCGGGCUGGAGGAGGGGGCGACCUCACAGCCUGCCAAGGUGCCAAUGCCCCGUGCUGUGUAAAGUGCCACCUCACCGUCAGCGCAGUGCAGGUACGAGGUGCGGUUGAUGGAAGGCCUUGCUGCAUGACCAUUGACAGCGGGGCUGAGCGCACCAUCGUGCAGCGGAGGCUGGUAAGUGCUGAGUGGCUCCCGUGCACCGUGGACAGGCUGUGUGGAGUAACGGGGGACUGCAUGCCGUUGCAAGGCCCAGUAGACGUUCGAAUAAGUGUCGGCAGCGCGGAGGUGAACCUGCCCGUGUAUGUUGCCGAGCUGGAGGAAGAGUGUCUGCUGGGUUACGACUACCUGAAGAAGACCAGGGCCUGCGUAGACUUUGGACGGAAGGUGAUAAAGGUAUGUGGAUACGAUGUGCCUUUCCUUCCGGAGGUCGGCCGGUCGGAGGUAGUGACGACACGGCGGAUGCAGUUGGCCCCGCGCUCUGAGUGUCGAGUACAGUGUCGACUCGCACGGCCGAUGCAGAGCACGGAGGGCCUAGUGGAACCAGCCAGCGACUGUCGACUGGCUGACGGAGUGGCAGUCGGAAGGAGCCUCGUGCAAGCGGGGGAGAAGGUAGUCACUGUCUUACUGGCUAACUUCUCCGACGAGGCUCGCAACAUACCCGCCGGAACAGCGGUGGGCGAGUGCGUGGAGGUGCAGCGUGCCGAGGCACCGCCGCAGGGUGAGCGGGCGGCCGAGGGAGCCCCGCUGCCGAGCUUCCUGGAGGAUCUAGCGACCCGGAGCGCUGUCAAUCUGACGGAGGCGCAGACGGAGCUCGUGUGUGACACCCUGGGCCGGUACGCCGAUGUGUUCAGCCAGAGCGCCUCGGACUUGGGUCGCACGUCACUGGUGAAACACACGAUCAACACUGGCACCCACGCACCGGUCAAGAGCCCACCCCGACGCAUCGCACCAGCAAGGCGCGAAGAAAUGCAGCGUGCAGUGAACGACCUGGCCACGCAAGGGGUAAUCGAGCGAUCAGACAGUCCUUGGUCGUCGGCGGUAGUCCUGGUAAAGAAGAAAGAUGGAACGCAGCGCUUCUGUGUGGACUACCGGGCCCUGAACGACGUGACGGUGAAGGACUCUUACCCCCUGCCGAGGAUAGACGACACGCUGGACGCUCUGGUCGGGGCCUGCUGGUUCAGUACACUUGACCUGAAGUCAGGGUACCACCAGGUGGAGAUGGCGGAGGAGGGCAAGCCUAAGACGGCCUUCUCUUUCGGGCAGGGCCUGUGGCAGUUUAACGUCAUGCCAUUUGGCCUCUGCAACGCCCCGGGCUGUUUUGAGCGGCUGAUGGAGCGAGUGCUAGACGGCCUGCAGUGGAAAACGGCACUCGUAUAUCUGGACGACGUGAUAGUCUUCGGGAGCACCUUCGAGCAGGAGCUGGGGAGGCUGGAGGAGGUUCUGCAGCGCCUGAGGAAGGCCAAUCUCAAGCUUAGCCCCAAGAAGUGCCUCCUCUUCCAGCAUGAGGUGCCGUUCCUGGGACAUGUCGUCAGCAGUGGUGGCGUGCGCACCGACCCUGGCAAGGUGGCAGCGGUGGCUGACUGGCCCACUCCCUCCAACGUAGCUGAAGUGAGGAGCUACUUGGGCCUCUGCACGUAUUACCGCCGUUUCGUGCCCAACUUUGCCACCUUAGCUGCUCCUCUUAACCGUCUCACCAAGAAGGGGGCGAGCUUCCGCUGGGAUGAGGCAUGUCAGGCGGCCUUUGACAGCUUGAAGGCGGCGCUUGUGGAGGCGCCCGUCUUGCCUUACCCUGACCCGAAGCUGCCCUACCUGCUUGACACCGACGCCAGUGCCGAGGGCGUCGGGGCUGUGCUGUCGCAGGUAAAGGACGGCAAGGAACACGUAGUGGCUUACUACAGCUGCAAGUUUAGUAAACCAGAGCGCAACUACUGUGUAACCAGGAAAGAGUUGUUGGCCGUAGUGAAAGCGUUCGAACACUUCCACCCCUACCUGUACGGCGCCGAGUUUACCGUCCGUACUGACCAUGCCGCCCUGAAGUGGUUAAAGACGCUUAAGGGGCCGGAGGGACAGUUGGCGAGGUGGUUGGGGCGCAUGGAGCAGUAUAACUACCGGAUCGUUCACCGCCCAGGACGCGUGCACAACAAUGCUGACGCCCUGAGCCGACGCCCGUGUGAGGCUAGUUGCUCACACUGCACCGCCAGGGAGCCCAGCCCGUGUGAGGCGUCCUCACCUGGCGCUCCUGGGGUGUUGGACACAGUGUGCCGCCGUUUACGUGUGCCUGCAAACACCGCCGAGUGCAAUGAGCGGUGGCGUGUGGCGCAGCGCAGUGACCCCGAUCUAGCCCCCGUCGUGCGUUGGCUAGAAGCCAGCGACGAGCGCCCCAGCUGGCAGGUAGUGGCGGCUGAAAGCCCCGCCGCUAAGUGUUUGGUAAGCCAGUGGGAGACGCUAUCAAUUGACGAGAGCGGGGUGUUAGUGAAAAGGUGGGAGGCGGUAGGCGGGAUGGGCAGAGACGCCUGGCUUGUGGUAGUGCCUCGUACUAUGCGGCCGGAACUAUUGAAGGAAGUGCACGCGGGUGUGACGAGUGGCCACGUAGGCGAAAAGCGUACCCUUCAACGCCUCCGCCAGCGGUUCUAUUGGGGAGGAAUGCGCAGUGACGUGACGGAAUGGUGCCGGGCCUGUGACGUGUGCAGCGCUAAAAAGGGCCCAGCGCACCGUAACCGGGCCCCACUGCAGUUGUACAAUGUAGGGGCACCGAUGGAGCGGGUGGCAGUGGACAUUGCCGGCCCGUUUCCCCUCACUCCCCGCGGGAACCGGUACAUUUGUGUAGCCAUGGAUUAUUUCACUAAGUGGCCAGAGGCGUAUGCUAUCCCCAAUCAUGAGGCAGAGACUGUGGCGAGUGUACUAGUCGACCAGUUCUUCUCUAGGUUUGGCGUGCCCGUCGAGCUGCACUCCGAUCAGGGCCGUGAAUUUGAGUCUCGUGUAUUCAGCGAGUGCUGUGACUUGAUGGGGAUUUAUAAGACGCGUACCACCCCGCUCCACCCACAGUCUGACGGCAUGGUUGAACGUUUCAAUAGGACGCUAGUUCAACAGUUGGCCAAGUAUUGUGGGGCGGGGCAGGAGGACUGGGACGUCAAGCUGCCGGCGAUGCUGAUGGCAUACCGUUCCGCCGUCCAUGAAGCCACCGAUCACUCGCCCUCCCAGCUGAUGUUUGGCCGGGAGCUCCGCCUUCCUAUUGACCUGGCCACGGGGCGCCCUCCUGAUGUUGACCUCCCCACAGUCACCUCUGGGUUCGCAGCCGCCCUGCAGGAGCGGUUCGCGGAGGUACACCACCGGGUGAGAGGCAAGUUGAGGGCAGCGAGUCAGGCCAUGAAAGGUCUUUACGACCGGCGAGUGAGGGAGGCGAGUUACGCGGUAGGCGAGAAAGUGUGGCUGCAUAAUCCUCGCCGCCGGCGUGGCCUCUCUCCGAAACUCCAGAGCCCCUGGGAGGGGCCUUACACUGUCAUCGCCGUGAUCUCGGGGGUGACGUACAAAAUCCAGCGUGGACGCCGUCGCCCUUCCAUUGUGCAUGUGGACCGUCUGUGGCGCUAUCACAGUCCUGGGCACUACACUUGGGGCUUCGGGGGAGGUGGCGGCGAUGAUGCCGAUUCUGCUGCCGAGGAAAUCGACGAGUCCCCGGAGACAGCUGUCACCACCCCCAGCGAGCCAGAGGAGGCCGAGGCUGAGGAGUCAGGGGUGGGCGACGGCCGCGACUCAGAGCCAGCAGAGGAACCUCAGCCCACUCGGCCGCGCAGGGACAGACGCCGCCCACGGCGUUAUGAUGAUUUUGUGUUGAUUGACUCUGAGGGAGAGAUAUAAGGAGAGGCAAGGUCGGGUCGACCUUUUUGUAAAGGAGGGGGUGAUGUAACGCCCGGGUAUUAUUGUUGUUUAGUCUAAGUUGCCUUUAUUUCUUUCUGUGGGAUUGAGUGUGUGACGUGCGUGUGUGUGUGUCAGCUGUGCCUGGUGUCUGGCAGUGGUGCAUGGAUGGCGGGAGAGAAGUCGCGUGACUGCAGUGACUGGGCAGUGUGUUGUUGGCCCCGCUCUGGAUAACUUGUCUUUGCGUGUCCUCCGUGCCGAGUGCCUGUUGCGUGAGCCUGAAGAGUUUGACUGUCCCUGCCUGUGUCUGUAACUGCCUGUAACUAACGGAACUAGUAAAGAAAGAAAGUGUUGCCCACUGUUUGUCUACCCGCUCUGUCUGGCUGUGCGUGAAUCACGUGGGACGUGGUACCCUUAGCAUCUCUUGUCUAGCCUGCUGGUGUUCCCGAGUGCUGUCCUGACUGUCGGGGAAUUGUGGGCGUCUACGGGAGUGCUGAGAAUUAUCAACAACAAGCUUUUGACGGCUGAGGAUGAAGCCCGAAUCAACCAGGUACAGGCCAGGUCAUUAGCAGCAGGCAUGGCCGCCGUGCCCCGCCAAGCCCGGGUGUUGAACCUGAGACCAAGCCAGAGUGAGGGCAGUGUCAUUCCUCCUGUCCACUACCCCAACUUCUACUCCCAACACUACCACAGCAAUGAGCGGUCUGGUGUGGUGGCUGAGGAUUCUUUUGAAGAGGACAAUGCUUCUGCUUCAUCUGAGCAGGUCAGAAGGUGGAUACCAGCAGUACUAGUAGCAGACUGGUGUUACCUUGAUCCUACUGCUACAUUGCAUUAUUUGCAUAGUUUUUUCAGUUGUCAUGGACUUUGUGUAAUAUGUAUAAAAGUAUAUGAAGCUCAAGAAACUUGUUGAUAAGGUUUAUGUUCAGCAUACAAAUUGUAGGAUGCAAAGACAAGGAUUGAAAUAUCAUUGCCACAAUUCCUGACAAAGCAUUUGGUGCCACAGAAUAUUCAGCGAUGUAAUGUUUGUUUGGCAAACAAACCAGUUUCCCUGAAUGAUAGCUUUAUUUCUGCAGGUUAAUACAGUCUCUCUAUGGGGGAGAGUUUGGAGACAAAGCCAAGCAUAUAUAUAUAUAUAUAUAUAUAUAUAUAUAUAUAUAUAUAUAUAUAUAUAUAUAUAUAUAUAUAUAUAUAUAUAUAUAUAUAUAUAUAUAUAUAUAUAUAUAUAUAUAUAUAUAUAUAUAUAUAUAUAUAUAUAUAUAUAUAUAUAUAUAUAUAUAUGGUUUGUGAGCCAAGCAUACUGAUCAUUACACUAUCAUGUGUAGUUUUAAUAUGUAAUUUAGAUCAAGGACAGUGCAGUGAGAGAGGAAAAAUUAUUCACUAGAUUUUUUCAGAGAAGUUUUAUGACAUAAAGGAUUAAUUGAACGAUCAGUAUAUAUAUUGGCCCACUAGCUGCAUCUCUUUAACACAGAAAGCUUUCACUAAUUAUCUUGGCCCAAUUCAUUAAGUGCAUCGCUGUUGUGGGAGGGAAGAUAUGCAGUGUUUCCCUGCCAUCUGUGGGAGUUACAUUCCAGAACCUCCUGCAAAUAGUUAAAAUCUGUGAAUAUGGGAAACCAUCCUUAUAAGGAUCAGAACUACCUAUAUUUAUAGUUUAAAUCUUAAACUAUGCAUCUCACAUUUACUAAGCAAUUCACUUUAAGACAAUAAAAAACAGUUAUUAUAUGUAUAGUACAUGAUAUUUUAAUUAAAAAAUACAGUGCACUAUAAAAUAAAAGGGGAAUAAGUUGAUAUGUACAAUAAACCCUUGAUAUAAUGAACUUCUAUUUACCAAAUUUCAGGUAUAACAUCCUAUUUAAGGCUGCUGUCUGCUGCCUCUCUCUCUCUCUCUCUCUCUCUCUCUCUCUCUCUCUCUCUCUCUCUCUCUCUCUCUCUCUCUCUCUCUCUAUACACAUAUAUAGCAAAUUUUCAUCUCAAGUGACCCACUCUCCCCCCAUAUGUGUUCGUUAUAUCUUGGGUUACUGUAAUUUAUAACUGAAAGAAUAAUUUGGGCUCUUUGGGCUGAAAGACUGAGCUGGUGGUGACACCUGGCAACUCUAAAAACUCCCCAUUAGUUAGGUUAGGUUAGGGAAAACUCUGCAAAUAUGCAAAACCAUGAAUAUGUGAGGGAACGCUGAUAUAUGCUAUCUCUUAUUUGUUGUAGAUGUAUUCCAUUCUAUUGGCAUAGAAUGAUAGGAAAAUGGCAUCAAGGAAGUAGGAAUGCCACCAAACUAAGGAAAUAGAGAAGUCAAAAUUUAGUCAUUGCUCUGUUUUGUGAAUUGGUAGAUAUUGUGCCUGGUGGCUCCACUUCACCAUUCCUCAAAUCAGGGCGGUCAAGUUCUCAACUUAAGCCAAAAGUAUUCUAAAAAAGUAGCUUAAGAAAAAUAUGUAUUUAGUACAGUCCAUGUAAUGAAAAGGAACUAAUCAUGAUUAAACAAAGAACUCUAUGUUCUCCUUUAUGAAAGAGUGAGAAAUUCAUAUAUUAUAAAUAUGGGAGGUAUAUAUAUUACAGUCCCUGUAUUGAAGGGGAACUCAUCAUGAUUGAAUGGAUAACUAUGUUCUCUUUUAUGAAAGAGUGAGAAAUUCAUAUAUUAUAAAUAUGGGAGGUAUAUAUAUUACAGUCCCUGUAUUGAAGGGGAAAUCAUCAUGAUUGAAUGGAUAACUAUGUUCUCUUUUAUGAAAGAGUGAGAAAUUCAUAUAUUAUAAAUAUGGGAGGUAUAUAUAUUACAGUCCCUGUAUUGAAGGGGAAAUCAUCAUGAUUGAAUGGAUAACUAUGUUCUCUUUUAUGAAAGAGUGAGAAAUUCAUAUAUUAUAAAUAUGGGAGGUAUAUAUAUUACAGUCCCUGUAUUGAAGGGAAACUCAUCAUGAUUAAAUGGAUACCUAUGUUCUCUUUUAUGAAAGAGUGAGAAAUUAAUUAUGAGCAAAACAAAGUUUACUAUGGAGGUUGUUGUUUCGUUUUGAGGGGCCUGGCUCAGUCUGACCAUAACCCUAUUCAAUCGCUAAUAUCUCCAGAACUAUGUGGCUGAUCGUAACAAAAUUAGCAUCAUAUGAUAGCACACCUCUAUCAAUUUUAUAUGAUAUAGCUUUCAUCUCUUCUAUUGGGUGAAGUUAACUUACUAAAAGUAGAAGGGUGUCAGAAAUGGGAUUUCUCAAAAACUACUCAACCAGUUUUUAUGAAACUUAAGAGGUGUCAUGUUAUAAUUUUAAUAAAAUUCCUUACGUCAACUUUGAAGUAGCACUGUACAUGCACAAAGUCAAAAUUACAACUUUUUAAGUAAUUAACUGAUCAAGCUCAAAUUUUUGUUGGUAAUAAGAGUAAUACAAGUUAUAAUGAAAAAUCAUAUGAAAUUUGCAAUACUACUGUGCAUAUGCAAAAUACAAUACAAAACUUUUUGUAAAGUGACCAUCAGUUUUCUGCAAUUUUCACCAAUUUUCUUUUGCCUCAAUGAGAGCGGAUAGAUACCACUGAACACAAAAUGAAAUUUCCUAUCAAGUGGUAUAUAGCACAACCACUGGGCUCUUGCAGAGUUUUGAGCUAGAGUGAUUUGAAUAUUAGGCAAGUGUGGGGUGCCUGAAGUUGCCUCUCUCUCUCUCUCUCUCUCUCUCUCUUCUUGAAAUACCCCUUCCACUGAUGCAUUACUGACAUCUUUGCUCGUUAAUUGCCUUCCAAGGCAUUUUACUGGUAUAUUAUAACUUUUCUUCAUUAAAUUGUGUAACAUUUGCUGUCUUAGAUAUAAUUUUCUAUCUGUACAACAUCACCUCUCCUCUAGUAAACCUCAUCUUUAUUUAUGAUAUGCAUGUACAGUAUUAUGAAUAAAAUAAUAAAAAAUAAUUAGGUAAAAACCAACUUAAAAUUUACUUGAUGGGUCCUGUUGAUGAUGCUCAUCAAGGCUAGUGUCUUCUGGUAUCAACCCUAAGUCUCUUGAGACCCCCGCCUCAACUUUUUCUUCAUUAAUUUCUGCAACAUUCACAGUCUUAGAUCUAGUUUUCAAUUUCUAGAACACAAUCUCUCCUCUACUAAACCUUAUCUUCUUUUCCUCACUGAAACAUAGGUGUCUGAGGCAACUUACAAUAGCCCCUUUUCCGUUCCCUCCUACUUUCUUUAUUCUCAUUUUCAAUCCAAAGCUGAAUGUUGCGUUUAUGUGCGCAAUGACUUAACCUGCUGUUGUGCCCACACUCUUGAAUAUUCCGAGUUUUUCACCAUCUGGCUACUAUUACAGAGUCACUCUCGAACUAAAUUUAUCUGUGCUGUAUACCUCUCACCUAACUCCUCAGACUAUAAGAAAUUCUUUGACUACUUAACCUCCAAAGUGGAGCACAUUCUGACUCACUUCCCUUUUGCAGAGACCUCCAUUCUUGGAGACUUCAAUGUUCACCACCAGCUUUGGGUUUCCUCUCCCUUCACUGACCAUCAUGGUGAACUAGCCUUCAACUUUGCUAUCCUCCAAUUGGUGCAACACCCUGCUCAUAUCCUUGACCAUUUUAGAGAUGCAUACUAAUCAGUCACUUCCUACACUCAUACCUUAUAUUACUUCCCCCCUGAUCUUACAAAACUAACCCUACAAAACUUUAUCAUCUUUCCUGUACUUUAUUUUUAAACACAUCUAUAUGAUUUCAGUCUCAUAUAUGUAUCAAUUUAUAUCACCUAACCCUAUGUGUCAUCCCAUCCAUCUUCAUACUCAACUUUAUAACAAUAUAGAUAUAUAUUAUUCUGUAUAAACCUUAUCAUAUUAUGUUUUUAUUUAUCUUCAUGAUAGAUUUUUCGAUUUUAAGUUGUCUAUUGUGUUUACUUUAAGUAAUGUACUUUUAAAUUUUUCAUUUGCCUGAAAAGCAUCAAGCUUAUACAUAGGCUGGCCAAUAAUGUAUACCUAUCCAAUAAUGAAAUGUAUAAACCUAGGCUAUAAUAAAGUGUUUAAGUGU
Messenger RNA from Scylla paramamosain (green mud crab), 10119 nucleotides. RefSeq lists its product as uncharacterized. Bases 1 to 5172 code for a protein of 1723 amino acids. Lineage: Eukaryota; Metazoa; Arthropoda; Malacostraca; Decapoda; Portunidae. Gene Ontology annotation, molecular function: aspartic-type endopeptidase activity; nucleic acid binding. Gene Ontology annotation, biological process: proteolysis; DNA integration. The record is from RefSeq and is a predicted model, not a curated record. The transcript is spliced from 4 exons.